This is a messenger RNA of Paramecium octaurelia, 1133 nucleotides long. NCBI's taxonomy places the organism in Eukaryota, Ciliophora, Oligohymenophorea, Peniculida, Parameciidae. The record is from the annotation of a GenBank genome assembly.
UAUUAAUUAAAAUGGAAUAUACUAGAUUGGGAAACACAGGUUUAUUGAUUUCAAGAAUAUCUUUUGGAAAUAUGGUGAAUUUUGCACCUGAAGACGAAGAAGUCAAUACAGAAAUUAUCAAAACUUGCUAUGAAGCUGGUGUUAAUUUCUUUGACACUGCAGAAUUGUAUUCUAAAUUCCUAAAAUUUUUAGAUAUGAAAAUGGAAAGGCAGAAGAAUAACUUGGUAGAUCUAUAAAAAAACUUAACAUUCCAAGAGAAAGGAUUAUUGUAUCCGUUAAGAUCCUUGCUAAUCUUGAAUAAGGUGGAAAUCCAAUUAAUCGUUCUUUUACAUUGAAUCGUAAACACGUUAUUGAAGGAGUCAAUGCAUCUCUUAAAAGACUUUAAUUAGACUAUGCCGACAUUGCCUAUGCCCAUUUUCUAGAUCAAGAUAUAUAGGUGGAUGAGAUAUGUAGAGGAUUCAAUCAAGUGAUUGAGGAUGGAAAAGCCUUCUAUUGGGGAACUUCUAAUUGGAAGCCAUCUAAAGUUUAAGAAGCUUUUAACUAUUGUGAUAAGCAUGGCCUAAUCAGACCUGUAGUUGAACAGUGCAUAUAUAACAUGGUCAUUCGAAACUUAGUGGAAAAGGAUUAUGCUGAUGUUUUUACACAAGGAUAUGGAUCAACUAUAUACAGUCCAUUGUAAGGAGGGUUGUUGACAGGUAAAUACAACAACAACCAAAUUCCAGAAGACAGCAGAGCAGGUAAAGAUAAUGGAUGGUUAACUAAAGACAGCGCUCAUGCAGUAUUUUUUGCAAAAUUUUGUAAUUUGAUGUUGUUAUAUUUAAGUGGGAAAUGAAGAUGCUAUUACAAAACUCAAAAAGUUAGGAGAAUUCGCUUAGUCUCUUGGUUACACUCAAACAUAGUUGUCAAUAGCUUGGGUUUUAUAUAACAAAGAUGUAUCUUCAGCUAUAAUUGGUGCCAAGAAUGUUUAACAAGUGAAGGAUUCUUUGAAAGCCCUUGAAUUAUAUAAAAAGUGGGAUAAAGAAUUAGAGUAAAAAGUUGAAGCAAUCCUAUAGAACAAGCCAUAACAAGAUUAUAAUUGGUAAACUGGAAAGCCUUUCCCCGAUAGGAGAUGAGUUAUAAAUAUUAAAAUAAUG